AUGGACAAGAAACCAGAAAGAGUGCUGGUUGAUCCUAAGGAAUGGAAGAUCAUUAACAAAAAGCUGGCUGAAAUGAGCGAGAGCAUUUCCACUCUGCGUUCCAAGCUCGAGGAAGUCUCCACAACUUGUUCACCUGCCUCGGAUUCAGGAGGGGAAACUGAGCCCCGGUCUAAUAAUCCAGAAACAGAAGGCAUUCAUAUGCGUAAUGUCCUUGGAGGCUCACCUGUGCACUUUGGCUCCAGCUCGGUGUUAGCCUUUAUUCUCGAACGAUCCAGACGAUCCAGUACCGCAGGCUCGGUCUUUCGGGAGGACGGCAUCCUUCCCCAACUGGCCCUGGAAAAUCAGGCCGCGACAUAUCCCUUUUUGGAUCUGUGGUCGUCGGAUCUGAUGACAGUUGGCAGUGGCGCUGUCUGCGCUGCGCUGCCUGACGAUAACCUGUGUCGAAGGUUGUCCUUCCUGUUCUCAUUGCCUAAGAUGAAACUAACAGUUUUGGUUGUUGAUUUUCAGGCUCUUCCGAUAUUAUCGAGACGUCCGUACAACGCUGUAUCCCGUCCUAACGGAUAUCGACCAGUUCGAAAGGGAUAUGGAGAAAUUGCUGCGCAAUCGGUCCCUAAACAGCCUCAACACGAGUCACGUUUUGGAAGCGGUAGAGCCGUUCGGGAUGAGUAUCGCGUUCAUAGGGAUUCUCUUCGCCGUUCUGGCCUCUGGUUGUCAACUGUCCGACCUGCCCAAAAAAGAGAAGACUCUGCUAUGCCAGGUUUACGGUACGAGAUUGUUUCUGUCAGUUCCACUUUCGAUGCUAAUGCAUGCACAGUAUCAUGUUCCUAUCAAUGCUUGCGCAAUGCAAACUUCCUGUCACGACCAACCGUCGAAGCUAUCCAAACCCUCUUGAUUCUGGGAGAUACCCUGUCGUACAAUAUGAACCCUGGUGUGGCCUAUGUCACUUUUGGGAUGGCACAAAGGAUGGCACUCACGUUGGGCUUGCAUAUUGAGUCAACGGCAUUUCCAUCGGACGAGCUGUUUGUAAGACGGCGAGUCUGGUGGUCGAUGGCAUGGCAAGACAGUCAUUUCGCGCUUUCAUAUGAUCGACCUGCUGAGACACUGGCACCGAAUCCCCAAAUUCCGUAUAAACAGGGCACUGGUCCCGGUAAUCGAGGAUACUUUGAAACUAUGUGUCGAGUGAUCUCUCUCACACUGCAACUGCUCCGUGAAGCGACAAUUUCUGCGGCUCGAAUCAAGUCCACCGCCAUUUCCGAGUACAAAAAGGAACUGGACCACAUCCUGGCAGAUGCGGCUCCGUAUCUCCGCAGUGAAGACCACUGCUUCAACAUCACCAACCACAUCGAACGACUGACCCUCAAACUGCGGUCGUCGUAUCUGAUCUCGGAGAUCUGUCGACGUUCCGUCAAACCAAAUAACUGCCCAGGGCAGAGGACCACAAGUACAUCGCUGUGCACGGCUUGUGUGGAGAGCCUCAUCAACACGGUGGAGGCCUAUGUCGAGCUUCACGAGAUCAUCCCUCACGGUUCACGUUCGUGGAUCCAUCUCCACAGCGCCAUCAGUUCUUCCUUUUUGCUAGCGGUAGACGAAGGAUCGCAAUCCAACCCGGAAGUGUGGAGUGCUCUGGAGAAGCUGGAAAAUGUCUUGGUCGAUCUCACGUCUGCGGACGAACAUGAUGCGUAUGCGUCCAGUCCGGAGUCUCUCAGUGGUAUAACUCCACCAUUCCGCCGUUCAUCCCACCAGAGUGUUGGAACGGAUUUCCCGACGCCAAUGCAGUUCUCCGGUCAGACGGACAUGUUGUAUGACUUUCCAAUAGUCCCAGAGGUGGCGAUGACAGACGAUGUCGAGACCUCUAGACCUGCAAACGUUGACUUUCUCACGCGCACACUUGACGCGCUGCGGAAGAUCAACGCUGGAUUUAGUGCUCAGAAGGCAAGUGUGUCUUUGGAAGAUGGAAGGUCCACCAAAAAUGCAGAUGGUGAAAAGGGCACGGGGUCGUGUUGUACUAGUAAUGUCGCUGUUAGAUGA
Messenger RNA from Rasamsonia emersonii CBS 393.64, 2028 nucleotides. RefSeq lists its product as uncharacterized. Gene Ontology annotation, molecular function: carboxy-lyase activity; DNA binding; zinc ion binding. The transcript is spliced from 3 exons. Bases 1 to 2028 code for a protein of 675 amino acids. Gene Ontology annotation, biological process: DNA-templated transcription. Lineage: Eukaryota; Fungi; Ascomycota; Eurotiomycetes; Eurotiales; Trichocomaceae. The record is from RefSeq and is a predicted model, not a curated record.